Messenger RNA from Morchella sextelata, 750 nucleotides. RefSeq lists its product as uncharacterized. Lineage: Eukaryota; Fungi; Ascomycota; Pezizomycetes; Pezizales; Morchellaceae. The transcript has a single exon. The record is from RefSeq and is a predicted model, not a curated record. The coding region runs from base 1 to 750 and encodes 249 amino acids.
AUGUCAACAAAGCUAUUAAACCGUCGACAAGCCCGUUGGUCGGAAUUUCUUUCACGUUUCGAUUUCGUCAUCCAAUUUAGACCAGGGAAACAAGGGGCAAAGCCGGAUGCAUUGACUAGGAGGUCGGGUGACCUACCUAAGGAGGGGGAUGAACGGUUGACGCAUCAAAGCCAGGUGGUUUUGAAGCGAAAAAAUUUGGAUUCAAAGCUAAGUUUGUUCGCGGGUUCUUUUUCAAAUGAAUCCGCUGAAGGAAUGUCCACUGUAGAAGAGUUGUUUUUAAAUGCUUACCAAGUUGACAGUUUCCCGAACAAAGUACUUGCAAUGCUUCGGAACGGCGUCCGUCACUCGAAUAAGAUUUCGCUUGCCGAAUGCACGGAAGACAAUAACGGUCGGCUACUUUAUCGUGGCGCACUCUAUGUACCGGAUGACAACGAUCUUCGGCUAAGGCUCCUAAAGGAACAUCAUGACAAACCAUCGGCAGGCCAUCCAGGCAGAGCGAAGACUUUGGAACUCCUGAAUCGAGAGUACUACUGGCCACAGAUGCGAAAAUAUGUCGACCAGUACGUUAGGAAUUGCAAUGUGUGUGCCCGUAGCAAGGCAUCACGCAAUGCACCUUAUGGGGUACUUCGACCUAUGCCAAUAUCCGAUGGACCAUGGAGGGACGUAUCAAUGGAUUUCGUCACUGAUCUUCCGGAAAGCGAUGGAUAUAAUGCGAUAUUGGUGGUAGUGGAUCGACUAACUAAGAUGUGA